This is a messenger RNA of Pieris brassicae (large cabbage white), 3662 nucleotides long. RefSeq lists its product as uncharacterized. The record is from RefSeq and is a predicted model, not a curated record. The coding region runs from base 118 to 3504 and encodes 1128 amino acids. The transcript is spliced from 3 exons. Lineage: Eukaryota; Metazoa; Arthropoda; Insecta; Lepidoptera; Pieridae.
AAUGUAAAUUACAAGUAAAAUUAAAAUUUUAAUAAAUUAUUUUAAAUUAUAUCUUGUAGAACUAUAGAUAGUAAGCAUUUUUUAUGAUUCAUGUUAAGGUAGAAUUGUAACUUUAAUAUGGCUUCUUCGGAUUCAAUGUUUUUAUUUGAGUUCAUUGUUGAAAAAUUUAGGAGCGGCUUAGAUUCUGAAACCAUUUAUUUCAAGGCCAACUUCAAGGACGUGUUUGAUAUCUCUUUGGACAUUCAACGUGAAAUCAAAACUAAGGUAAAAAGGAAGAAAACUAAAAUUAGAACUAUUAAAUCUGAAGAAGAGUCGCAGCAGAAAGUAUCGUUAACUAAGAUUAAAACAGGAGGGUCAAUAUUAAUCAGCAUGAUACCGCAGCAACUUAUAAAUAGUAUGUUUAACAAUGAAUUAGAAGUAUCUCUGUGGAAUAAAAAUUUAAAUAAAAAGCUCGGUUCACUGAUGAUUCCUUGGACACAGUCAUAUUUAAACUAUAUAUCAGCUUUAGAAUACGAUCAAAAUAAGCUACCUGUUUCUGUGAGAAAAGUAUAUACCAUAUGCAAUAACUUCAAGAAAAAAAUUGCUUUAGUAAAAUUGAAAGUAAGGCUUUCUUAUUUCGAAGCACAAAGAAAUAACGAACUAAUACCAAAGUCUCUUGCAUAUUAUGUAACAAAGUCAUCACAGCUAAAUUCUGAUAUAAAUAAAAUUGAACAAACAUUAGAUAAACAGCAUGGCGUUAUCAAAACAACAUAUAGUGGAAAUAAAGUUGUGAAAAGCAUAAAAACAAAUAAAGAUUACAAAUCAAAGCUUAAGCCAAUUUUUAAUAGUCAAAGUACUAAAUAUUCUGAGAAUAAGGAAAAGGUUAUAGAAGAAAAUAUAAUUUCGGAGGAACAAGCAAAAGAUUAUGCGAAAUCGGAGAAGAUAAGAAAUACAAAAGUUCUGAGCAAGUCAAAAUCUUUGACAAAUAUUGAAAAAAACCGUUAUAAGCCCGUGCAUUACAUAUUUGGCGACCCAAAGGGGCAAUUUGGAGGCAAGACAUACUGUGUGAACUAUUUUACUGUAGAAAGAGAUUUAUCAAACCAAACAUCUAAAUCUUCUAUAACUGACAAAUCUCCAUCGAAUAAAUCAAUCCCAUCCAAAGCCAAGUUUAAAUUUAAGCCGUGUGAUAGCGAAUGUCAAGUUAUGAAAAACAGAUCGGGUUCUUGUCCAGCAAGUACAUGUACGUUAGACCUUCCUGAGGAAGCUGCUCCUUUAAUUAGUAUAGCGAAAUGUAAACAGGUAGUUUGUGAUAACAAACAGCACAGAGUACUUCCACCACCAGCAGAUGAUCAAAUUUUACUAGAUCUAUCAAGUUUGCAAAGAGAUUGUUGUGAUCGAACAGAUAUGACCGAAAUGGUUCAAGAGGUAGUUGGUGGUAUGACAGCUAAGAUGAAAGUUGGUAAAGACCCUUGCUAUUGUUCGUGUGAAUGCAGAUUUGGGUUUAUGAAAAAAACGACAUACUGCGGAGUAUGUGGCGGUUACGAAAUGAUUGGAGAAGAAUUAGCAGGUAAACAGAUAAAAGAAGUAUUUCCAUGUCCUUUCUAUCAUAAACUUAUUGAUAAGAAUAAGUUGAAAACAUUGAGCAUUUCUGGAAGUGACAGUAAGAAGAAAGGUGACGAUGUAAGUGUAAAAGCGAUGAAAGUAAGUUCAAGCCAGAAAGCAACAGCAUCUGAAAAACGCACCCCUACUCAAACAUCAGCUGUUACUGAAAAAAAAAGCGUUGAAUCCGAAAAAGAUAGCAAAAAAAGUAAAAAGAAAAAGAAAGAUGAUCGAUUUAAAUUCAAUUACGGCUAUAAAGGUAUACCUCCUCAAAUUGGACAUAGUAGAUGUGCAUUUCCUUGUACUGGCACGCUGAAUAAUGUGCCGAAAAAGAUGGGUUGGCUCUGGACUGCUGAAGAUGUACCAGGAAUGAAGUUUCGCCCAGGCUGGAAACCUGGUGCCACUAAUAAACACGUGGUUAGAUUACUUAGAAUGGCAAGAAAUCCGGGUGAAGUUUUGCUACCUAAAAAGAAAAGACGAGAAGCGUCAAAGAAAAAACCUUUAUUGCGCCCUCUUCUUAUAGUUCACAAGAAAGAGGGUGAAUUCACGGUAACAAUGGAAACUAUGAAGACUUACGCUAAGCCCAGAGCUGUUAAUCAAUGUCCUUAUGAAGAUAAACCCGUUCUCACAUAUACAAUAGGAAGAACUGAAGAAGAGAAUCAAGAAAGAAAGAAGAAAAAAGCGCGAGAACAAAGGCGACUUGAAAGAUCACAACGACAGUUUAUUCAAAGCGCAUUUAAAGAUAUGUGCCGUGAAAUUUGCUUGAAAACUUACCAACAGGCAUUGGGUAUCCUACCCGACGCGGAGGACCCCGAAUGUACUUGCUACCCUGCUUUACCGUCAGCAGACAGAACUAAUUUAGAUAUUUCGUGUUCUUGCUCUCAGGAUGAAUCUUCUAUUGGAUCUGAUACAGAUUCCGAUGAAUGGAUAGUAGAGUUUACACCUCCAUGUGCUACGUUCAAACCUACUUCGAAAGCCAAAAAAGUAACUAAGUCAGAUAACAGCACCCAGUACACUUACUUGGAUUACAGAGUAAAAUUACUAGAUCGAUUGGGUAACCCUGUUCCUAGGUACUUUAAAGGACCAGAUGGUAAACAACAAUGUAGUGACUUAGGUGGUUUUUGGGGACCAGAUAAAAAAUGGCUUACUAUUAAUAUUGAUGGGUAUGUAGCGCCUGAUGGACGUUGGGCUCCUAAUUACUUUAUUGGGCCAAAUGGAGAGAAUGUCGAAGGUGCAGCUGGAAAAUUCCAAUCCGCUAAUAAUAACUGGUUAGUGGUUGGUGUAGAUGGGUUCGUAGACUGUCAAGGUAGAUGGAGAUUCUAUCCGAAACCUAGAGGAAUGCUGCCCGACAAAAAACUUCAAGAUUCCAAGAAAAAAGGCACCCGUCCUGGUGCUACCGACAAAAAGAAUAAAGAAGACAUGGCUGCUUUGAAAUCUGAAGCGAGCUGGAGUUGCUUUGGCGGUGCAUCGGCUACAGAACUAUCAAAAUUAGGCAUCGUUGGUCAUGGUCACGACAAAAAGUUACUUUUGACAGCCUUAAAGGAAUUGCUGGCCCAAGGAGAAAAUGUUAAGAUACCUCAACCAUCGACAGUUUACCGUCUACCACCUUCCAAGAAGCGUCGAAGGAUGCCAACUAAACAGUCUCGGAGUCCCUAUGAAGAACGGUCAAAAUGCACGCACUCUCUGCCAUCGGGCAAGGGUAUAGUAGCAGUAGAUGAUCAGGGAAACAAAACUUACUUCCGCUUAAAAGGAGGUAAAAACGUAAGGCCUAAACAAAGGCUGAAGGAACUAACAAGACGUGGUAUAAGUUUGAGUUCUUUCCAUGUUCCGUGCUUACGCUCAUUUAUAGGUACAGAGCUGAUGAAAAAACAGCAGAGGGCACGCUUAAUAGCCCUGUCGACUAAGAACGCUGGCACUCAAAAAUAAUAAGGGAGUCGCAUAUUAAUUGUGUCCAAGAUAAUGUUUUAAUGUAAGAUUGUGUGUGGCGAUGUUGUAUAUUAUUUUGUAUUUGGUAUUGUACUAAGUUAAAUUUUGUAACGUUUAUAUAAGAUUAAGUGUCAUAAUGUUAGUAAAUUAUAUCCGUU